This is a messenger RNA of Staurois parvus, 1350 nucleotides long. The record is from the annotation of a GenBank genome assembly. Lineage: Eukaryota; Metazoa; Chordata; Amphibia; Anura; Ranidae.
AUGAUAGCUGCACCAGAAAUCCAAACAGACUUCAGUCUCCUCCAGCCUCUGGAUCCUUCAAUUCAUGAUAUGGGCCCACUUUCCUGCAAUCCACCACCCAGGGACCCAGAAACCCAUUUCUCAUCUGACACGGACUUUGAUGACACUGAAGGUAAAGCCCCAAAACAAGGCAAAGGAAAGAAAGGAAAAAAAAAUGCCACUGAAAAAGGGAAAGGUUCUUUGAGACCUGGUGGCCCCAAUUGGAUGAAUGGUCAUCACCAACAAAAUGGUGUGGAGAACAUGAUGCUCUUUGAAGUGGUUAAGAUGGGCAAAAGUGCAAUGCAGUCUGUAGUGGAUGACUGGAUAGAAGCAUAUAAACACAACAGAGAUGUAGCACUUCUUGAUCUCAUAAACUUUUUCAUUCAGUGCUCUGGAUGCAAAGGUGUUGUUACUGGAGACAUGUUCCGUCACAUGCAAAAUUCAGAAAUAAUCAGAAGAAUGACGGAAGAAUUUGAUGAGGAUAGUGGAGAUUACCCAUUGACAAUGGCUGGUCCACAGUGGAAGAAAUUUAAAUACAGUUUUUGUGAGUUCAUUGGUGUUUUAGUUCGCCAGUGUCAAUACAGUAUCAUAUAUGAUGAGUACAUGAUGGACACCGUAAUCUCUCUUCUAACUGGACUUUCUGAUUCCCAAGUUCGAGCAUUUCGCCAUACAAGUACAUUAGCAGCAAUGAAGCUAAUGACAGCCUUGGUUAAUGUCGCCCUGAACUUGAGUAUCAACAUGGACAAUACGCAAAGGCAGUAUGAGGCAGAGAGAAACAAGAUGAUUGGAAAAAGGGCCAAUGACAGACUGGAACUUUUACUACAGAAGAGAAAGGAGUUACAAGAGAACCAGGACGAGAUAGAAAACAUGAUGAAUGCAAUUUUCAAAGGAGUGUUUGUACAUAGAUAUCGAGAUGCAAUAGCUGAAAUUAGAGCUAUAUGCAUAGAAGAGAUUGGUGUUUGGAUGAAAAUGUAUAGUGAUGCCUUCUUAAAUGACAGCUAUUUAAAAUAUGUUGGUUGGACAAUGCAUGAUAAGCAAGGAGAAGUUCGGUUGAAAUGCCUUACAGCACUGCAAGGCCUUUAUUACAACAGAGAGCUAAACUCCAAACUAGAGCUGUUCACUAGUCGCUUCAAGGAUAGAAUUGUAUCAAUGACUCUUGAUAAGGAAUAUGAUGUUGCAGUGCAAGCAAUAAAGCUCUUGACGCUGGUUUUACAAAGUAGUGAUGAAGUUCUUACUGCUGAGGACUGUGAGAAUGUUUACCACCUGGUUUAUUUCUGCACACCGACCAGUAGCUGUUGCAGCAGGGGAAUUUCUGUACAAAAAGUAAGUUAA